AUGCCUCCAAGAGUCGCCAGACGCAGUACCCGUGUCUCAAGUAGGGAACCGGAAUCAGUAACGACCCGUGAACCUCAGAAUACACUGGUUAGACCUCAGCUACCGACAUUGGAGGGAACUCCAAGUAGUCGGAGACAGUACACAUAUGGCUCCGGUGUUGAGCCACCACGCAGAGUAGGCGCUGGCCUACAGCGCAUGGAUCUGAGCAAUGCUGUGAACCAGGCUCUCACAAGAGGUGGUGACCAACAGGAAGAAUUUGCUCGACCAGCGAAACCGAGACCUGCAGCUACGAGAGCAGAGCAAGAAACAACAUCCAGAAAUACAGAUGCACCAGAACAGACAACAGCAGGCGGCAAUGCACGUUUAGCUGUCGCUGUUAGAGAUGAUGACAGCUCGCGAAGUUUUGGCUUGGAAAGUGACUAUUAUGAUCAUGCGACGAUAGAAUCGGCGACUCCAAACCCGUCACAGGGACCACAAAGGUCAAAGAAUGUGCGUCGACAAAAUUCUGAGACGCGGGAAAAUGCGACCGAUAAGGUUGAUCCGCAGCCAUCACGACCUCGGGAUCGAUUGAAUGCCACAACCCAGCCGAAUGAGACCAGAGUUGAGAGUAGAAGUGAAGGCAGAAAUGCUCGACAGUUGGCAUCCGAUUUCAGUGCUGCUGCACAGAUGUCAAGAAUCAGGGCUGAGCGCGCCACUGACAGUAGGCCAGCGAACACGCCAGCUCUAGACAGAACCCGACAAAACACCAGGCAACAACGGACGCAAAUACCCGAGGAAAUAGGGGAUCCCGAGGAGGAAAAUGAUUCCGAAAGUGAUGAAGAGCCAAUCGCAGCAGUCCGCCGAAGAAGAGCACCACCUGCCAAGAAUACAGGAUUGCCCUCUUUGGGGACUCAGGAGCCUCCCAGCCAGGCCGAUAAACUGAAAGAUCGACGUCCUAAUGGGAGGAAGAAUCUUUUUGGUACAACACCAACGACAAGCUCAAGGACAAGUGCAUUCGAAAGAGCUCGCCAGAAUGGGAAUGGCUCCGGAGAACGCGAUUGGGACAUCCAAAAAGAGCUCUUAGAUUCGGAGGCAAGGGAGGCGAGGACUGCAGCGAUCAAUGGUCGGCGGAAUCAGCAAGAAGAGCAAGACGACGAUUCUGAAGCUGAAUGGGAGAGAAACUUGGAUGAGUACGGCCGCUGGCGAUUUUGGUUCUGGACCAAAUUUGGCUGGCUGACAUCGAUAUGGCCAUUUAAUCUUUGGAACAGACCACAACCUCCACGUUUCAUUUUCGAUGAUGAUGAGGAGUACGACCAAGAUGGCCCUACAGAGUACAUUCGUCUGCUCUACCCCAUGACAUAUGUCCACAGUCUGAAGUGGGCCUUUGACGGGUUUAUGGAUCGAGUCAUCAGCUUCACUGACCGUAUACGUGGCAUACAAGUUGGACGGAUGCGAAACACGACCGCUGAGCGCUUAAUGUGGCUUCUGGCAUUGAGUGCGUUCACAGUCUUUCUACUUACGGGCACUGGAGCGAUGCGAUAUGUCCCAGAUAUUGGUUCUAUGGCAAGGAAUGCUCAUUGGCCAGACACCAGUGGCUUCAGCGUUCCAAACAUUAUCCCUUCGAUCUCCUGGCCCUCGUGGGGCAAAGGCGAUGAUGAUAACCCUUUCGAUGACCCAUGGUCUGCCAUAGACAAGACCAUCCGAGACGGCAACAAGAAGACAGAGGCGCCGAAGAAACCGAAGAAACAAACGACCAUCCACAAGGAAGCUCUCAAGGGACUCGAAAAAGACCUUCCUCCUGUUGUACAGGUGGAUAUUGUCGAUGGUAAUGGAGUUAUCAAGCCAGAAUUCUAUCAUGCUCUUAUAGAUCGCCUCAAGGUCGACGGAAGUUUCCUCAACUUUGAAGAGAAGAAUGGCAACAACGAGAUCUCUUCGGAAAAGCACUGGAAGGCUAUUGUAUCACGCUUUGGCAAAGAUCCCGCCCUUAAAGGCAAGAUCGAUGACACCGUCGAUCGCAGCGUCGAAGAGAAACUACCGAACCUCUGGGAUACUUGGUUCAGAAACAACAACAAUGCGAUUGAGCCGCUUAUUGAGAAGGCGAUGGCGAAAAACCAGAUUGCCGGCUCAGGCGCUGCGUUCGAUCAGAAGCUUAUCAAGAUUGUCAACGAGGAGCUUAGCAAGCAGAACCAGACUGUCGUUUCUCGCGCCGAAUUCCUGGAACAUCUUCAGAGAGAUCUCGAGAAGCACGAGUCCAAAGUCGAAGCCGAGUUCACAAAGCUCAGGACAGACAUGGAGGAUCACAUCAAGGAGUCUAUUCGGACUGCCCAAAUGAUGGCCCCUCAGGCUAUGUCUAGCGAUGACAUCGAAAGACUUAUUCGAAAGAUCAUGCACCAGACUUACACAGACGGCAGUCUCGAAGCUUUCGCAAAGAGCAAUAUUCACGCCCACUGGAACACCCAACUCAAGUAUCAGGUCAACUACUUUGGUCCCGGAGCUGGCGCUACCGUAGAACCAGUAUAUACGUCGCCUGACUGGGAUCCUUGGAACGGCGACAAAAAGGAAGCCGAAAAGCAGGGUCUGAACGGUAUAUUCGCCCAUCCUCCCGUUGAAGCACUCCGCCACUGGCAAGACGAGGGAGAUCGCUGGUGCGGAGCUCACGGCCUUGAUAACCAUGGGCGACCUCAAGGUGUGAUCCUCUCUAUCGAACUAGGCCAUGAAGUCGUCCCCGAAAACAUCGUCAUCGAACAUAUUCACCCGAACGCAACGGUCGACCCUGAUGCCCGACCAAAACGCAUAGAAGUCUUUGCCAGAUACGACGACAGACAGGAAGAAGAGGAGGUUCGCGUCUACUCCCUGAACAAAUUCCCCGACGAGGAUAUCGCAGCUUCUCCUCUACCAGACCGAUUCGUCAAGAUCAGCCAAUUCACCUACCUAGGCGAUGAGCUAAACGAUGGUGUACAUGUUCAUCGCAUCAACGAUGAACUUUCGAGUCUGGGCUAUGCAACUGAUCAUAUCAUCCUUCGAGCUAUGAGCAACUAUGGUGCUAAGGAUCACACUUGUUUUUACAGGGUGAGGUUAUUUGGAAAAGUGGCUGAUAAAUAG
Fusarium coffeatum is the source of this 3081-nucleotide messenger RNA. RefSeq lists its product as uncharacterized. The record is from RefSeq and is a predicted model, not a curated record. The coding region runs from base 1 to 3081 and encodes 1026 amino acids. Gene Ontology annotation, biological process: nuclear envelope organization. Gene Ontology annotation, molecular function: protein-membrane adaptor activity. Gene Ontology annotation, cellular component: meiotic nuclear membrane microtubule tethering complex; nuclear envelope. The transcript has 2 exons. NCBI's taxonomy places the organism in Eukaryota, Fungi, Ascomycota, Sordariomycetes, Hypocreales, Nectriaceae.